This is a messenger RNA of Botrytis deweyae, 2535 nucleotides long. RefSeq lists its product as uncharacterized. The coding region runs from base 1 to 2535 and encodes 844 amino acids. Lineage: Eukaryota; Fungi; Ascomycota; Leotiomycetes; Helotiales; Sclerotiniaceae. Gene Ontology annotation, molecular function: zinc ion binding; DNA binding; DNA-binding transcription factor activity, RNA polymerase II-specific. The record is from RefSeq and is a predicted model, not a curated record. Gene Ontology annotation, biological process: regulation of DNA-templated transcription; DNA-templated transcription. The transcript is spliced from 6 exons. Gene Ontology annotation, cellular component: nucleus.
AUGACUCCCACACCCCCUUCUACUACCUCUUCAAGCGCCGGAGCUCACUCUCCAGAAGAGCAAUACCGGGUGGUAAGAAAGAGAAAUAGAGUUCCUCUGUCAUGUGGGCCUUGCCGGCACAGAAAGUUGAAAUGUAAUAGGUCGCAUCCAUGUGAGAAUUGUACGAGGAGAGGUGACGCCUCCUCGUGCUCAUAUGCUGCACCAGGAACACGAAAGAAGAAUCAAAGUCAAGGCUCAACCAGUCCUGAUGAUAUGCAAAAUCGUAUUGACCGUUUAGAAGGUUUAGUCUUAUCACUGAUGACAAAUGGUGCUUCAUCUGCAGGUCCAGCCGCUGCCGCCGCCGCCAUUAACCGUUCUCAGAGCGAUAGUGCGGGUUCAUCCUUUCCACCCGAUUUAGACCAAGACGACGAUGAUAUGAUUAAAGAAGAGGGCGAUGGGGAUAGUGAUGUGGAUGGUGUUGCUGACUCACUAGGUAUUAUGAAAGUUGAUGCCGAUAAAGGAAAAACAACAUAUAUAGGAGAAUCACAUUGGCAUUUAGUCUUAAAAGAUAUCGCAGAAGUCAAAACCUAUUUCAAUAAUCAUAAAAAGGAACUCGAAAAUAACUACGAAAAAAUUAGAUCUCAGAAGUCGUCUGCCAGUGAUGGUCCGGCCUUUCUAUUCGGUGCCCAUACACCGGCUACAGAUGAAGACCUUCGAAUGGCAGUUCCUACAAAACCGGAAGUUGAUAAACUCGUUACCAGAUAUUUUAACACAUACGACCCAGCUAUACAUAUCAUACACUCCCCGACUUUCCACAAGGAACUGCAAACCCAUUGGCAAGAUCCCACAAAAACCUCGAUAGUAUGGCUAGGCCUAUUAUAUUCAAUCCUCUGUUUAGCCAUGCAGUCAUACCAAAGAAUUGGGGAUGAACCACCGGAAUGGAAAGGUUGUACUCUCGACAAAGCUGGUGAUUUUAGGCAACGCACGGUCCAGUGUCUUGUCAAUUCCGAUUAUACAAAGUCAUCAUUCUACACGAUUGAAACGCUAAUCUUAUACGUACACGGCGAGUAUGCGAGCCGUUGGGAUGCUGAAGUGGGACUUUGGCUCAUAAUCGGCAUGAUAACUCGACUAUCAAUGCGCAUGGGCUAUCAUCGGGAUCCAAGCAACUUUCCUGGUAUCACCGUCUUCCAUGGGGAGAUGCGUCGUCGACUAUGGGGGUUUGUGCGCGCCAUGGAUACAAUGUUCUCCUUUCAAUUGGCACUCCCAAGUAUGAUACGUGAUAGCGACUGUGAUACAAAACUUCCUCGCAACAUAUUUGAGGAUGAGUUUGGUCCAGAUUCGAAAACAUUACCACCCGCUAGACCGAAUACUGAGCCUACCCCUGUUUCUUACAUGCUCGCCAAGAUCAGCAUAGCCAAUGAAUUCAAUUGCAUACUGGAGGAACUACAAAGUGUCAAUCCUAAGAGCAUUACAUAUGAUGACAUCCUUGCCCGCGAUAAUAAAUUAUGGGAAUUAAAACGCAAUCUUGCUCCCCAUCUUCAACUCAGGCCCUUGGAAGAAUGUAUGCAUGAUCCUGCGACGCUCUUGAUGCAUAGGUUCAAUGUAGAUAUUCAAUGGCAGAAGACGAUGUGUGUUUUACAUCGCAAAUAUCUUGCACGAGCGAGACAAAAUUCUCGCUACGAUCAUUCUCGUCGAGCCUGUGUCAAUGCUGCGAUGGAAAUCCUUCGACAUCAACACAAACUUCAUCUUGAAUCUAAGCCCGGAGGACGAUUGCGAUCAAUGAGAUGGGCGAUCUCAUCUCUAACCAAACACGAUUAUCUACUGGCCGGCAUGAUAGUAUGCUUGGAUCUACAUUAUGAAACUAUUUGUCCGUCGGACAAACAUUUCUGGACAACAGAACAGCUUGCCAAUAUGCUCAAGGCAGUUGAAACUUCCCAAAGUAUUUGGAGUGAAACCGUGGAAGAAUCGAUGGAGUCAUUUAAAGCAUCUAAAACUCUAAAUAUUAUUCUCGAGAAAUUGAAAGCUUCUAGGGACCCGGCCGCCAAUACUUCUGCCACACCUAUGAAUACAGCCGACGCUUUCUCUCAAUUCGAUGAUGAGAACCUCAGGCCUGAACAAUCUGCAGCUAUGACUCUCGGUAUGCUUUCUGGUGGUUUGUCGCCAAAUUCGGCAGCGAUGCUCAAUAGCAUGGGCCAAUCUUCAGGAUACACAAACAUGGAUUUGAAUAUGGGUGAAUCAGGUGGAAACGGUCUCACCCCUUACACACUCGACAACAAUUUGAACCCUUUUGCCACUUUGAACGCUGGUGCAUCUCCCUUCUCCAUGUUUGGCAAUACUGGUAAUGCUCCUGGAAUGAUGGAUCUACCAGCAAAUCUCGACUGGGAACAAUGGGAUCAUUACAUAGGAAAUUCAAAUACAAUCGAUCCCGCAUUUCAGUUCUAUCCAACCAAUUUGGAACCUUCACCACCUGGUGGGGAUCAAGAACAAGGACAACAAAAUGACCCGUUGAAUCCAUCUGGUGGUCCUUUCAUGGGCGCAAAUACUCCUGGUAGAUGA